AGUAUGUGAAACUAAUGGAUGACGCGCAGCCAUAAUUUAUGGUGUUUUCAUCGCAGAUCAUAGGUGUUCCGAGUUAAUAUCCACUUACCAGCCAAUCGGAAAAUAGCAUUUGAUGUUUCCAAAUUCAAAAUUAUAUUACAUGUGAUACUGCUGCAAGCACCUCAUUACAUAGAUGCGCACACACAAGGAAUGCAGAAAAGGAGGAAGAAGAGCAAGACCGGACGCAUGCGUGUGACGAACGAAACUUUGAACUGGAGCAGCAUUUCCCGAUUUCGCUAAGCAGCCGCGGCUGAGCCUUGCGUACUUAGAAGGCGGCGUUAUGACUGGCGACCACGGCUGUCAGUCAGACCUUCCCCCAGGCGCCCAGAGGGACGGGGACUGUGACGGGGACAGGGACAGGGACAGGGACGGAAACGCAGGAAUUCCUCGGGCAUCCCGGAGAGGUACAGUACUGGGGAGGCCAGCUACGUCAUAGAGUAUCACUAUAAGCAAAUAAUCAUUGCUGACCCAAUCAUGUUUGUUUUUUAUUGUUUUUAUUUGCGGAGACUAUAAUGUGCAUAACAAAGUUUAGUGGAGAUGCGUUGAUCGAGGCUUCUUUAAUAAAUAACAAGUUUCCUCAUCUUUUGGGUCCUGAGCAGAAUUUAUGAAGAAAAUCACGGACAGACGCGCCAGGUGCUAUCCGAUAUCUAUGAAAAUCGAUAGGCGUGCCUUCGGGUCAUGGAUUUUCAGGAGAAACACCGCAAAAGGCACGACGAGCAAGCCUGCGAGAGACGGGGACACUUAGGACGGGGACCGGAUCCGGGGACAGAGCCGCGUGCAUAAGGAAGCGAAAGCGCCUGCGGACUUGAUGUUGUCUGCAAUGCGAAUGGGCUGGUCACUGUGUUCCUCCCUGGGGAGGGGAGUAAAUGCAGCCUUCUCAAAGCAUUAGGUAUUUAAAUAUUAUCUAAUAUUAAUAUAACGGAAGAGUGUCGCAGCUUACCCAGGAUAAAGAUUAUGGUGUUAUAAUGCACAAUCGUUACAUAUGAAAUCAACUGGUAUAUAACUAACUACGUGUAUGAGAGCAAAAAAGGCAACGCAAAAGGACAAGGUUUGCACUUGUGUUUGUGUUUCUUUGUGCCACCAUGGCAGAGAACAGUUUUAUGCCGCGGACAGAUAAACUUGAAAGCAGAGGUUUUGGCGUGCUCAGCUGGGAGCAAGUGCAGCGCCUGGACCGUGUUCUGGCGGAGACGAUCCCCAUCCACGGUCGGGGCAACUUCCCCACCCUGGAGAUGAAGCCGCGACAAAUUGUUAAAGUGGUGAGGAGUCGGAUGGAGGAGAAGCGGAUUAACGUCCGAGAGGUUCGCCUGAACGGCUCAGCAGCCAGCCACGUACUUCACGAGGACAGUGGACUGGGUUACAAGGACCUCGACCUCAUAUUCUGCGCUGAUCUGAAGGGUGAAAGGGAAUUUGAAAUCGUUAAGAAUCUUGUUUUGGAUUGCUUGUUGGAUUUUUUACCUGAAGGUGUAAACAAGGAGAAGAUUACAUCAUUAACCUUAAAGGAGGCUUAUGUGCAGAAGAUGGUGAAGGUGUGCAAUGACUCCGACUGCUGGAGUCUCAUCUCGCUCUCCAACAACAGAGGCAAAAACGUGGAGCUGAAGUUUGUGGAUUCCCUCCGCCGGCAGUUUGAAUUCAGCGUGGACUCCUUCCAGAUCAAGCUGGACUCUCUGCUGGUCUUUCAGGAGUGCUCGGAGAACCCCAUGUCCGAGACCCUCCACCCGACCAUCAUUGGCGAGAGCGUGUACGGAGACUUCCGGGAGGCGCUGGAGCACCUGCGCCACAAGAUCAUCUGCACACGCAACCCAGAGGAGAUUCGGGGAGGCGGACUCCUGAAGUACUGCCACCUGCUGGUGAGGGGCUUCCGCGCGGCCUCCGAGACCGAGAUGAAGUCGCUGCAGCGCUACAUGUGCUCGCGCUUCUUCAUCGACUUCUCGGACAUCGCCGAGCAGCGGCGCAAGCUGGAGUCCUACUUGCAGAACCACUUUGUCGGCCUGGAGGAGCGCAGGUAUGACUACCUGGUGACGCUGCACGGCGUGGUGAACGAGAGUACGGUGUGCCUGAUGGGACACGAGCGGCGGCAGAUCCUCAGCCUCAUCAACAUGCUGGCGGUGCAUGUCCUGGCUGAGCAGAAUUCCAUCCCCAACGUGGCCAACGUUACCUGCUACUACCAGCCUGCACCCUACGUGGCCGAUGGCAACUUCAGCAACUACUACAUUGCCCAGGUUCAGCCUGUGUUUGCCUGCCACCAGCACACCUACCCCUACUGGCUGCUCUGUAAUUGAGCUAGAGACUCCUACAGAUGGGGCGUGAAGAGGAACAGCAGAUGAGCUGAGCCUGCAAGGCUCGAUGUGACUCUUCUGUCUGCAAGAUCCCGGCUUAUGCAAACUCUGGAAGUGUUUGCGUUCGCUGGGAGUAAAGCAGGAAGACUGGGAAUGUUGUGUCACAAUAAGCCUGCAUCCAAAACUUCUUCAUGGAGACCAGAUAAAGAGUUGCUUUGUAGAGGAUGACUGAUGGCCCAGCUGAAGAACUCAGCCAAGGAGGUUCUGAAUGCUUGAGGGAUCCAUGGUAGAGAUUAAAUGGGCAGUUAUUUUGGUUGUUAUAUAAAUGGAAACUAUUUUGUUGUCAGGAUUUUUACAUUCCAAUUGUCACAGUAAGAAAAGUAAUACAGUUACAGAAAGAACAUCAGAGUCAUAAAGUUUUAUUGCAAUUUAUUGUAGAUUGUUAGAUGCGUUCGUUUUGUCAUCAAUAAGGCAGAAUUAAAAUGAUUCCCAUGUACAAACCAAAGACUGUUUAGGUAUCCAGUGUUUGUAAUGAAAAAAAAAUAUUUCUUGUGUCGAUAAGUGCCUAACGUCUCUUACACAUUAAGGAAUUAGAGCAGUCAUUCCUUGUCUAUAUUUAUGAGCCGUGGGAACAGAUAUGGCCUCCAUUCACCAGAGCUCAUCUUCCCAUCUGACAAUGUCACAAGCAGACGGAGCGAAUGUGCGCAUCCCAUCAUGAAGCUCUGAUGAUGUGACUUUCUUCCUAAAUCCACGUCCCUGUGCUUUGCCAAUGGCCCAGCCUGCAGCGCCACCGUGUUCUCGUUCAUCUGUCUUACCUCGUCAGCAGGAUGUGUCGCUUCAUCUCUGAACCAGCGUCCUCCCUGCAGUGAUCACCAUAAGGCCGGGGGAGGUCAAGCUUCCUGCAUCGGAGGGGUUUAUUGAGAGCUCAGGCAGAGGGAGUCGGCUAAUGGUGACUGAGAGCUGGGACAGGCUACUCAUUGAGAUUAUCCUACCUGUGUCACCUUCAAAAGCUGAGCAUUUAUACCAGAGUGAAUGUCAGAUCAACAGAGAGGUCACGUCUAAUUGGGGCUCAACCAUUCUAAAUUGUGCCCAAAUAAUCACGUCUGUUAAACUGGUCAUGAGAUGAUGGACUGUAGGAUAAAUGGGCAGAAGUUCAACUGAUGACAGAGUAGGACUCACUGGCUAUUUUCAAAAGUGGCGUCUCCAGCGUGGAGGCUGUAAGUUCUGUGUAAGGCCUAAGGAGGUAGAGGAAGUGCAGUGUGCUUAGAGAACGGUUUCUGUUAGGAUAUGAGCUUAAUAAAUGCAAUGUCUGUGUUCAUCUGUGGUUUCUACUGCUUCUUUCACCAUCAUGUCAGCUUGUAGGUUCCUGUUGAUCUUCACACGACAAAAGAUAUGGGCUGUCCUAACACCUAACCCUGAAGUGGGUUUUAUUUUCUCAGAUACUGUACCAGUGACUAAAAGGGUUCAAUCAGGUUGUGUGUGUUUUCUUUUUCUUUUUUAUAACUUACAAAAAGGUGUUUGUAUAUCUUUUAUAUUUCUGUAAAUAGUUGUUCAAAAAUUUCAUUUCAUAUCAAGUUUAUGGGUGAACACAUCUUAUAUCUGUUGUUUGACAUGCAAUUCCUUUAUGUUAACAUGAUUAUGUAUCUGUUUUAAAAAUGCAUUUUCCAGAAGGUUUUUACAUCAUUUUAUUAAAACUUAUGUUGCAAGUGGAAAUUUUA
Molecule: messenger RNA, 4033 nt
Organism: Brienomyrus brachyistius
Lineage: Eukaryota; Metazoa; Chordata; Actinopteri; Osteoglossiformes; Mormyridae
Product: terminal nucleotidyltransferase 5A-like
Exons: 3
Coding region: 1122-2318 (398 amino acids)
Biological process (GO): mRNA stabilization
Molecular function (GO): RNA binding; poly(A) RNA polymerase activity
Source: RefSeq, a predicted model, not a curated record